Messenger RNA from Drosophila mauritiana, 1771 nucleotides. Its product is annotated as kelch-like protein 10. The coding region runs from base 32 to 1459 and encodes 475 amino acids. The record is from RefSeq and is a predicted model, not a curated record. The transcript has 2 exons. Gene Ontology annotation, molecular function: protein binding. NCBI's taxonomy places the organism in Eukaryota, Metazoa, Arthropoda, Insecta, Diptera, Drosophilidae.
UAUCAUAUUGGUUAUCAAUUUAUAGUGCUUCAUGGAGGAGGUUAAGGAACACCCAUACGUCUUGGAAUGUGAAGCCGCUAAGCCACUGAUCGUUGACACCUUUAAAUUUAUGUACGACCUGGACUUUUUGAAUCCUCAGGCAGACGAGCUUACCACUCCACCACUGGCAAUGCCAAGGCUACCGCACGAAGUCAUCUUUGCGAUAGGCGGCUGGAGCGGUGGCACCUCUAAAGGUUGCAUCGAGACUUAUGACACGAGGGCAGACAGAUGGGUAACCAUUAACGCAGAGGAUCCUGCUGGUCCCCGAGCGUAUCAUGGAACCGCAGUGCUUGGUUUCAAAAUAUUCUCGAUUGGCGGAUAUGAUGGCGUGGAGUAUUUCAACACUUGCCGAGUUUUUGACGCGGUUAAAAAAAAAUGGAACGAAAUCGCACCGAUGCAUUGCAGGCGCUGCUACGUAAGUGUAACAGAGCUAAAUGGUAUGAUAUAUGCAAUCGGCGGCUACGACGGGCAUAACCGACUGAACACUGUGGAGCGGUAUAAUCCAAGGACCAACCAGUGGUCCGUUAUCCCGCCAAUGAACAUGCAACGCUCUGAUGCCAGCGCCUGUACUUUGCAAGAACGCAUAUAUGCUACAGGGGGAUUUAACGGCCAGGAAUGCCUAGACAGCGCCGAGUAUUAUGACCCUGUAACCAACAUUUGGACUAGAAUACCUAACAUGAAUCAUCGUCGGUCUGGAGUGAGCUGCGUGGCCUUUAGAAACCAGCUUUACGUUAUCGGCGGCUUUAACGGAACAGCGCGUCUAUCUACCGGAGAACGCUUUGAUCCGGACACGCAAACUUGGCACUUCAUUCGUGAAAUGAACCACUCUCGCAGUAACUUCGGGCUUGAGAUUAUAGACGAUAUGAUUUUCGCUAUAGGCGGCUUUAACGGCGUCUCAACGAUCUCUCAUACGGAAUGCUAUGUAGCCGAAACAGACGAAUGGAUGGAAGCCACAGAUAUGAACAUUGUUCGUUCCGCCUUGUCUGCCAAUAACAUAGCUGGGCUCCCAAACAAGCGAGACUAUAUACACAAAGAGCGGGAUCGCCUAAUGGAGGAGCGGCGUCAGCGUCUUAUGGCAACCGCCAUGGCUCGGGAGAAUAUAGGACACGGCAAUGCCUCGCAGAUGUUAGUUGAAAACAAUAACAGAGCCAUGGAUGACUACGAAAGUCCUGAUGAAGUAGAUGAGACUGAUGAGCAAGUGCAAUCAGCACGCAUAACCCGGACUAUACCACCGUCUGUAGGGCUUCUAAACCCAGCAAUUGCUGCUGAAACGAUACCAGGUCAAUCUCAAUUGGUGUCCACUGUUCAACUUAAUAGAGUAAUGGAGGAUCGCGGUAUCGCGGCCAACAAUAGGCGGAUUCGUGUGCAACUGCGAAAUCAACGUCAUGGCUCGCAUCAUGAAAUUCGUCGUCGUACAUAGGAGUUGGCGUCAAAAUCCGGCUCGGAUACCAAAAAAAUACACAUUUUUCAUAAGAGUGCAGAUAAAGCGUUAGCGUGUGGCAAGAUUUCUUCAGCCUUAUAAACCCACGUCCGUUAAACCCAUUUUUCGAGACAUUUACACGAAGAAAAAAAACAAGGUUAUGUAUGCUUUUGCCAAAUUACCAAAUUAAGAAUAUCAGAUUUGGAACUUUGAAUUUUAAAUUAAAUUAUCAAGAAAUUACACAAUCAAGUUUACAUCAAAAUUUAUCGCAAUAUUUUAAAUAAAGCAUUACUAAUUUGCAGAAAACCAGAA